AAUGUCUAAUCAAAAUGAUCAACAUAACCAAAUAGAAGAACAUAUCCUUAAAUAAUUUGAUAUCUAGGAUUUUAAAGGUAAAGGAGCUUAUGGAAUAGUUUGGAAGGCUAUUGAUAAACAAACUAAACAAUAAGUAGCAUUAAAAAAGGUUGUUACUCAUAAUAUUUAUUAUAGGUUUUUGAUGCUUUCUAGAAUUAAACAGAUGCAUAAAGAACAUUCAGAGAAGUUUGCUUUUUAUAAUAAUUAACAGAUCAUGAAAACAUUGUUAAAUUAUUAAAAGUAAUUCAAGCUGAAAACUAGAAAGAUUUAUAUAUGGUGUUUGAAUAUAUGGAAACUGAUUUACAUAAAGUAAUCAGAGCAGGUUUGUUAAGUCCUUUACAUAUGCAAUAUAUAAUAUAUUAGUUGUUAAAAUGCUUAAAAUUUAUACAUUCUGGAGAAUUAAUUCAUAGAGACUUGAAACCUUCAAAUUUAUUAAUAGAUUCUGAUUGUAAAGUAAAAGUAGCUGAUUUUGGAUUAGCUCGUAGUGUUGCUUAGUCUGAAAAUUAAUAUGGUAUAUUAUUAUAUUCUAUAAUCUUAUUAGAAAUGCCAAUAAUGACAGAAUAUGUUGCUACAAGAUGGUAUAGAGCCCCAGAAAUUUUGUUAGGAUCUCAUCAUUAUUCAAAAUCUGUAGAUAUGUGGAGUGUUGGUUGUAUACUUGGUGAAAUGAUAUUGGGCAAAGCAAUCUUUUCUGGAGCAUCAACAUUGAAUUAAAUAGAAAAAAUUAUAGAAUUAAUUGGAAGACCAAAAUAAGAAGAUCUAGAACUAAUUAAUGCACCCUUGGCUUAAUAAGUUUUAGAUGGAAUCUCAAUGUAAAAAAGGAAAAGUUUUGCAGGAUUCUUCCCUAAUGCAUCUCCUGACUUCAUUGAUUUUAUUAGAUAAUGUUUAAAUUGGAAUCCUUAAAAAAGAAUGACCAUAGAUGAAGCAUUGAAACACUAAUUAAUGAAAGAGUUUGCCAAUACAGAAGAUGAAAAAACAUUGAAAUCAAUAAUUAAAAUACCUUUUAAUGAGAAUAAAAAGCUUACUAUUAAAGAUUAUAGAGAUAAAAUAACUUUAAAUUGUGAAUAAAUUCUACAAGAAAUUGAAUAAAAUACAUUUGAUAAAGACAUUACCAAACAAUAUUUAUCUACACCUUAAAGUUUUGCUACUUAUAUGAAUAAUUAUGAAUAAAAACAAAAACACAAUGUUCCUAAUUAUCAAGCCUCUCAACCUGUUGAUAAGCCCAAGAAAAUAGAAUCCUUUUAUAAGCCUGAUGCUGUUAAUGCCUAUACAUCUUAAAAGAAGUCUGAUUAUUCUCCUACUUUAAAACCAACUAUGCCAUCUAAUCCUUAGAAUUUUAAUCAAAAUUUAAUUCAAUAAAAAUAUAAUUCAAAUUAAAAUUAAACAUACAAUUAAGGUUUAAGAAAGACUUAUACUAAUAUUGUAAAUAGACCUCAUAAUGAUAUUAAUAAGAGUCCAGAGAUAAAGAAAAAAACAGAAAAUAUUAUCACAAAUGUAACAAAGUCUUAUUCUUUUCAUGGAGAACCUUAUGAUAGACGAAUGAAUAAUGCAAGUUUUAGUACUUAAAAUAAGAAUGAAAAUAAACCAUCAACUUCAGUUAGUUAUGUUAGACCUGUUCAAGUAUAAUAGUUAUCAAAUUACACUACAGCAUAGAAUUUUUCUUAAUAAAAAGAAAUGUUAAGACCUAAAGAUCCUAUCAUGAUAACCUAAGCAUAAAGAAGUAAAUCAUUUGAAAAAUCACCCAUAAACAUUAAUCCAACAAGUCCAUAUCAAAGAUAAAAAACAGAAGUUCCAAAACCUAAAUUUAUUCCAUAAAGUAAUAAUAUUAAUUUUAUUUUAGGUAAUAUUAAUAGUAGUGUAUCUUAAGUGUAAAAAUUAUUAUAGAAAUGCUGUUAAGUUUAGAAUUAUCAAUAACAUAAAAAAACUUCAAGUGCAAUUGAUCCAACAAAAUAAUAACCACAAUAGAUUUAAUAAACUAUUAAUUACAAUUAUUUUGAUAUAAGAAACUCAAAAUUUAUGUGA
Paramecium pentaurelia is the source of this 2058-nucleotide messenger RNA. NCBI's taxonomy places the organism in Eukaryota, Ciliophora, Oligohymenophorea, Peniculida, Parameciidae. The record is from the annotation of a GenBank genome assembly.